Messenger RNA from Ipomoea nil (Japanese morning glory), 2260 nucleotides. Its product is annotated as coiled-coil domain-containing protein SCD2-like. The transcript has 17 exons. Gene Ontology annotation, biological process: cytokinesis by cell plate formation. The record is from RefSeq and is a predicted model, not a curated record. Bases 236 to 1966 code for a protein of 576 amino acids. Lineage: Eukaryota; Viridiplantae; Streptophyta; Magnoliopsida; Solanales; Convolvulaceae.
GCUCGAGCACGACCGGAUUUAUUCUCAGUAGUUCAAGUCGAUGAAAUUUCUCCUUCACGCGCCCACGCGCUUCGUUUUCAUUUCACUUCUUCCGUUUCUGCCUUGCUGCUGACCCACCCGAAUAUAUGAUCAGUCAAUUCUCUUCCCUUCUCCAUCUUCCUCUUUCUCCGGACAAUAUCUAGCUCUCAAUUUCCCUUCCGAUAACCUAGCUCAAAUACAACACACACACAUAUAUAUGGAUCGGAGGAGGACUGAGAGUCCGGUCUACGUUAGGCAAUGGAGCGGGGGAUCCAGCAGCACCGGGUCAUCGUCGCCGGCGGGAUCCCCCGCGCAUCCACGUUCGCGGCUGCCGCCGACGGCGGCUGGGAUGUCAAAUAUCAAAAGGUCUCAGAACGUAGCCGCUAAGGCCGCUGCUCAGCGCUUGGCGCAGGUCAUGGCUUCUUCGCAGACGCAGGAGGAAGACGACGAGGACGAUGAUCUAGGGUUCAGGCGGCCGAGUAACACGUUUUCCGGUAAUGGCCGCAGUCACAGUAAUAGUAAUAGUUACGGCAGUGGUUUUUCGGCUAUCUCAGUUGCUAAGCCCAAUAGAUCUCCUUCGCCUGCGUUAGGUAGGACCUUCAUGGAUCAUACUCCUACAGUGCGUUCGACAUCGGCUGGAAGAUCUUCAGUAUCUGUUCGUACAAGCUCAACUACGACAACUACAACAGUUAUGCAACCAACCAGAACAUCACUAAGAACACCGGUUUCUAUUCCUCCAAUAGAACCCCCUAGUAAUAGAUUGAGAGAGAAAAGGUUUACACCUGAAAUGGGACGCAUUGAUUUAAAAGACUCGGGAAAUCAGCACGAGGCUUCUGCACUUCAUGAUGAACUUGACAUGCUUCAAGAAGAGAAUGAGAUUAUUUUAGACAAGCUUCGUCGUGCAGAAGAAAAACGUGAAGAAGCAGAGGCUAGAGCUAGGGAGCUGGAGAAGCAGGUUGCUGCUCUUGGAGAUGGUGUAUCCCUUGAAGCUAAAUUAUUGAGCCGGAAGGAAGCAGCAAUUCGUCAAAGAGAGGCUGCUCUUAAAGCUGCAAUACAUAAUAAGGGUGAGAGAGAUGAAGAAAUGGCAUCUCUCCGUGCAGAGAUUGAUAACUUGAAAGAUGAGACUGCAAAUACUGUAGAGAAACAACGUGAAGCGGAAUCUGAAGCAAAAGCUCUUCGUAGAAUGACACAAAGGAUGAUUUUGACUCAUGAAGAGAUGGAAGAGGUAGUUUUGAAGAGGUGUUGGCUUGCUCGAUAUUGGGGCUUAGCUGUAUAUUACGGCAUCUGUGUGGAUAUUGCAGUCUCUAAACAUGAAUUCUGGUCAUCUUUGGCCCCUAUUCCACUUGAAGUAGUAAAUUCUGCUGGCGAGAAGGCAAGAGAGGAGUCUUGGGAUGGUGGAGACAAUUCAGACAGGGGUGAACUUGUUCGUGACUUGAAUGACCUUACUGGAGAAGGAAACAUUGAGAGUAUGCUUUCAGUUGAAAUGGCUCUAAGAGAAUUAACGUCCCUGAAGGUUGAGGAUGCUAUUGUUCUAGCACUGGCCCAAAGUAGACGUUCAAAUAUUGUUCAGCAAUCCAUUUCUGAUGUUAAAUCAUCAGGUGACUCUAAAUUCACUGAUGCAUACGAAUUAAGUAAGGAGGAGGCAGAAGAUGUUCUUUUCAAGGAGGCUUGGCUUACAUAUUUCUGGAGAAGAGCUAAAGUACAUGGUGUUGAAGAGGAUAUUGCAGAAGAUAGACUUCAAUUCUGGAUAAAUCGUAGUGCAAGCCAUAGUGGGCCUAGUGGCCUUUCACCAACGACACACGAUGCUGUUGAUGUUGAAAGGGGCUUGACAGAGCUCAGGAAAUUGGGGAUAGAACAACAGCUGUGGGAAGCAUCUCGCAAAGAAAUCGAUCAGCCUUCUAUGCUUGACCCCAAAGCGGCUGCUGCUGAGUCAGAGGCAUCGUCGUGAUGAUCAAUUUCUUCUUCACCAGUUUUCAUAUCAUUUCCAAAUUUCUCAUCUUUCCCUAAAUUUUAAGGACAUUUUCUCCGUUAUACAUUUUUCACAUGGUGCUUUUUAUUGUUUUUGUCGGUUUUAUUGCAUUACAAAGCAGAGGUAGUCUACAAAAGUAAGAAGGGGUUAAUGAAAUGUAAUUAGUUAUAAUUUGAGAUAGGUUGUGUGGUUCAAAACAGUAUGUGCAGGAUGAUUUGCGAAUGUAAAAAUAAUUCUUUUAUUGGAUUCAUUCCUGGACCUAGAUGCGUGCUC